Molecule: messenger RNA, 734 nt
Organism: Spirodela intermedia
Lineage: Eukaryota; Viridiplantae; Streptophyta; Magnoliopsida; Alismatales; Araceae
Source: the annotation of a GenBank genome assembly
AUGGAAGGCGAAGGAGACAUCGAAGGAGACUCUGUGCUGCAGAAGACGAUUCCACUGGGCCCAAUCGAUUCAGGACGAGCCCGAUUCCCUUGUUGCAUCGUGUGGACGCCUCUGCCUUUCAUCUCCUGGCUCAUACCUUUCAUCGGCCAUGUCGGGAUCUGCAGAGAAGACGGUGUCAUCCUCGACUUCGCCGGUCCCAAUUUCGUCUCCGUCGAUAACUUCGCAUUCGGGGCGGUCGCCCGUUACCUUCCAUUGGACAGAUCAAAGGCUGGUCCCUCUUCCUCCUCCCCUCCGUUCUCUCCCCGCUUCUGUUCUCUGGAAACGGUAAUCGACCGAGCUCCUCCGACUUCUGGUUGCAGGUCGCACCGGGGGAGGAGGGCGGUUCUUCCUGGGACGACGCGCUGAGGAAGAGCACUCGGGAGUUCCAGCACAGAUCGUACAACCUCUUCACCUGCAACUGCCACUCCUUCGUCGCGAACAGUCUGAAUCAUCUCUCCUACGGCGGGCGCGAAGACUGGAAUCUGGUGAAUCUGGCGGCGUGGAUCUUCCUUGGCGGCCGCUGGGUGGACAGGGGAGCUCUCCUGAGAUCCCUUUCGCCGUUCCCCGUCUUGCUCCUCCUCGGAUUCCUGCUCAGCGGCUCCACCUUCAUGAUCGGGUGGCUUCUCUUCUCCCUUGCGCUCACCGGCUGGUUCUUGUUCGGUACGUAUUGCUCCAGGAACCUGAUCAAGCUCUAG